CAUGCGUUGAGGUCGGAAAUGCUAUCUGAGCGCAUAUCGAACUGGAAUAUUGUGCUCAUGUAUAAUAAAGUAAAGUGAAGUUUUAAUUACGGAUUCGCAGUUAAUCGGCGGUUUCUUAAGGUUUUUUUCAAAAUGAGUUGAAAAAUCUGUCCAGGAUGUUCUUUACAAUAUUGUAAUAUGUCCAAUGAUUUUCCAGAGGAUGAUAUUACCCAUUUUGAAUUUAAACUGAUACGAGUGAUGAAAUUUCGCUUUUUAGCGUAUCUGUACAUUAGUUAACAUGUUUAACCGGUGGAUUACACGCAGCUGGGAUGCGUUUUUCUGUACUUUAGUACUGUUAUUUUUAUUAUGUGGAAUUGCUGUGUAUGUUGAAUCUGCCGGUUUUGACCCGUCCGAUCGGACAUUCUAUCAGCCGAAAGCCCAGCCGACGACAACAAAAGCACCGGCGCCGAAAGAGAAAUGGUCCAAAGAUGACUUUGGUGAUCUCACGUUUUAUCGACGAAAUACCAAACGACCAACAGUGGACACAACGACGAUUACCACAGUCGCUCCCACAACAAAAAGGACACCAAAACCAAAGAUAUCUUGCGAUAAGAAGCCAAAACCGCCAUCACCAGAAGAUAUCCAAGAGUUUUUGAAGCUUAACCCUCCUGCUGCCAAAGACGUGUAUGAAUCCAAUGGAAUUUUUGAAGGCGAUAUGACUGGGAUGAAAGUAAACGUGGAUGUGGGCGCACAAAAAAUUUUGACGCCUAAAGAAAUCGAUCAGGAGACGCUACGUUGGCCUAACAAGGUUAUUCCGUAUGCGUUUUACGAAAAGAUUCCACGAAAAGUUAUGAUGACGGUUAUGGACGCCAUGGCUGACAUGGAAAUGAAGACCUGUAUCCGUUUUACACCGUGGACAUUUGAGGACAGUUAUCUGAAAAUAUCACCUGGAAGAGCAUGCGCUUCCGAUGUCGGUUACUCCAAAGGCGAGCACAUCUUGUCCGUUAAUCCUGGCUGCUUGGAUGACCUCGGCGCCAUCCAGCAUGAAAUCAUGCACGCACUGGGCAUUAUCCAUGAACAAUCCCGUCCUGAUCGAGACCAGUAUGUUUUUGUCAACUUCGCCAAUAUUCAGCCAGACAGAGCAAGUCAAGCACAGUUUUACACCUUUUCCAACCCAAUGGUCAUCGACCUGGGCGUACCCUACGACUAUUUAUCUGUGAUGCAUUAUCCAAUGAACGCUUUUGCCGUUGACAAGAAUACGCCCUCCAUUAUGCCAAUCAAGAAAGACGUCAUCAUCGGCAACCGCGUGGAAAUGAGUUCGCUGGACAUUAAGCGCAUCAACCGUUUAUACCGCUGUAGUGACAAUCCGCUAGAUGACCAGCGGGAUCCCAUUCCCAAAAAUAUUGCUCAGGGAUACGUCAAGAAUUUCAAAGACUGGAAGAAACUGUGUGACGGUAACCGCGACACACCGGAAGGGUGGGACGAGGAUCCCGAUGUGUGCCUGCGCAUGUGUCGCCGCCUGGAUAGUCCUGAGCUGGGACCGGAUGGGAAUAAUCUGUUUAAUAAAGGGUUUAGUAAACAGUGUCUGCAUAAGAAUCAGCUGUGCGAUGGACAGAGUGCGCUGAGUGCGGAUGUCCUACAGCAGCCAGACACGUGCCGCCGAUACUGCCGUUUGGGUGGGUAUGUGGCGAUGCCGGCCUCAGCACAGUGUAUUCACUAUUCGUUGUUGUGCGACGGGCAAGUGGAUACCGUUUCUGGGGAAGAUGAAGAUCCGGGGGUCUGUCAGAAACUCUGCCAAUCGAAUUCGACCGGCUUCCAGGGGCAACUUUUUAAUUCCGAAGAAGCCGGGAUGAUGUGCUUACGAAAAGACUGGUUGUGCGAUGGUAAGCACAAAGGUCCGCUCGGCGAACCGGCUUAUUGUGCUAAAUACUGUAAGGAUGGCGGUUAUAUCCCCGUCGGUGAUGAAUACCAGUGCAUUCAUUGGCGGAAGCUAUGCGAUGGACGUGUUGACACGGUCACCAAGCUGGACGAGGACACAACGACGUGCCAGCUGCUAUGCGAAAAGGCCAAUGAUGACACAGGUGGCGAACUAUUCAACCUGCCGGGCAAUAUGCAGUGCGUCAGUAAACGCUGGUUAUGCGACGGUACACAGCAUGAUCCCGAUGGGGUCAUGGAACAGGAGGAUUUCUGCCGUGGACACUGUACGGGCGGUGGAUUUAUUCCGACCGAAAACAACGGACAGUGUCUGCAAAUGACAAAUCUGUGCAAUGGGAAGUUCGAUGUACGCAACGGAUGGGAUGAGAAUCAAGCUAACUGUGUGCGCUUUUGUAAGCCGACUGCGGAUUAUCCGCCCAGAGGGUUUAGACUGCAGAUUAAUAAUGUCACGAAGCAGUGCACGGUUGUGGAAGCUGAAACGGACACCGCCCAAAGUGUCACCAGUGAAAGGUCAGAUGUGGACUGGAAUGACCUUUCAGUUUCACCUAACAGCCUUAAAGCUGCUGUUGCACGAGCAUCGCGCGAUCCCGUUUGCUCUCCCGAUCACAAGGGAACAAAUGGGUGCAGCUGUCCUGCUGGAUGGCAGAAAGCCGGCAUGCCAGCACGUUGUGUAGACAUUGAUGAAUGCAGCAUGAGCAAUCCUUGUAAAACUGGGCAGUGCGUCAACACAAAGGGGAGUUACACGUGCAAGUGCCCCCAAGGGUAUUUGCUUGCUAAUGGCCGUUGCAUUGGUUCAGGGAAAACCGUUUCACAAAGCGCAUGCGUCGGGCCCAAACAGCCGUGCGCACCGGGCAUGUGUUUGAGUCGCGACACCGGAUACGAAUGUUUCUGCCCAUCUGGAUAUCAGUCCAAAUCCGGAGGAUGCGUUAGCGUUGGGUCACCUUCGUCUAACGGCAAACCACAGCCUCUUCAAAUAUCCAAACAGUUUUCCGAUACAUUGUCGAAAAUCGGCAUUUCAGUCGGCAAUCAGCCAGCGCAGUCCCAGUCAUCCGUUUCGCGAUCUGGCAAAGCCGUUGAUGUCGCUGGAUCGGCAUCCAGUUCGUCCUCGAACACUUCUUCCAGUUCAUCGCCAAAAUCCGGCAUGAAUGAGAACAUACGUACGGAAUUCGGUUACGUCUUGGGUACGGCGGAGCCGCGUUCCACCGGCAACCGCAACACCUUCGAACUGCACAUACCCGAUCGCACCCACUUGCUCUUAUACUGCAAGGACAACCAGGUCAUCACCACUCUGUCGGCGGAAUAUGCGGGCAAGGGUGCGGGAUGUUCCGCCCUUUCGCAGUCCAGCGUUGUCGCGCGCAAAUGCGACGACCUACCGGUAUGUGGUUUCAUUGCCCGGGAUCCGUCGCAUAUGCCGGGAUGUGGAGAACGAGAACUGGUUAUUCGGUAUUCCUGUGCCGCGCCCGCUAAUUCCUUCAAUAUUGACCUGAAGACCGAAAACAUGUGCAAUCCCAAUUCGACAUCGGACGAUGUGAAAGAGACAGUGCAGUGCAAUAUGUCGGCUAUAUCGUUGAUUCCGUAGUCGUUUUUUAAUUUGGUGAGCAUUACCUGAAUGGACAAUUUUCAUAUUAUUUUGACUUGAAACUUUAAUAAAAUCACCCGGGAACUGGUGGAGAGCACGAAAAACGCCUGAAUAAUAACUUAGGUUAGAAAACAAUUAUAGUUAUGCAUUGUUAGUGAUAUCUGCGCAGGCGUAAUAAUGUGUGUACAGAUUACCUCUAU
This is a messenger RNA of Paramacrobiotus metropolitanus, 3693 nucleotides long. RefSeq names its product low-density lipoprotein receptor-related protein 1B-like. Lineage: Eukaryota; Metazoa; Tardigrada; Eutardigrada; Parachela; Macrobiotidae. The coding region runs from base 278 to 3493 and encodes 1071 amino acids. The transcript is spliced from 12 exons. The record is from RefSeq and is a predicted model, not a curated record. Gene Ontology annotation, molecular function: zinc ion binding; calcium ion binding; protein binding. Gene Ontology annotation, biological process: proteolysis.